UGAAGGGACAGCACUGAGAAGCAGAGAGAGCUGGGACACGUAGAAACCAGAAAGCCCUCUCUAAGCAAUGGUGGACAUUCCCAGUACCCACACAUAAAGGAUGCAUGGUUGAUAUGUCAGACCUCUCUCCAGAGGAGCAAUGGAGGGUCGAGCACGCACGCAUGCAUGCCAAGCACCGCGGCCACGAAGCCAUGCACGCUGAAAUGGUCCUCAUCCUCAUCGCUACCUUGGUGGUGGCCCAGCUGCUCCUGGUACAGUGGAAACAGAGGCACCCCCGCUCCUACAAUAUGGUGACCCUCUUUCAGAUGUGGGUUGUUCCCCUCUAUUUCACAGUGAAGCUGCACUGGUGGAGGUUCCUAGUGAUCUGGAUCUUGUUCUCUGCCGUCACAGCCUUUGUCACCUUCCGAGCCACCCGAAAACCACUAGUACAGACAACCCCAAGGUUGGUUUAUAAGUGGUUCCUGCUGAUCUAUAAAAUCAGCUAUGCCACUGGCAUCAUUGGCUACAUGGCUGUCAUGUUUACCCUCUUUGGUCUUAACUUGUUAUUCAAGAUCAAACCAGAAGAUGCCAUGGACUUUGGCAUUUCUCUCCUCUUCUAUGGCCUCUACUAUGGUGUUCUUGAGCGGGACUUUGCAGAAAUGUGUGCAGACUACAUGGCAUCUACCAUAGGGUUCUACAGUGAGUCGGGCAUGCCCACCAAACACCUCUCGGACAGUGUGUGUGCCGUGUGUGGGCAGCAGAUCUUUGUGGAUGUCAGUGAAGAGGGCAUCAUCGAGAACACGUAUAGGCUGUCUUGCAAUCAUGUAUUCCACGAGUUCUGUAUCCGCGGCUGGUGCAUUGUGGGAAAGAAGCAGACGUGUCCCUACUGCAAAGAGAAGGUAGACCUCAAGAGGAUGUUCAGCAACCCCUGGGAGAGGCCUCAUGUCAUGUACGGGCAACUGCUGGACUGGCUUCGAUACUUGGUAGCCUGGCAGCCUGUCAUCAUUGGCCUGGUGCAAGGCAUCAACUAUAUCCUGGGCCUGGAAUAGUCAGGAAGAAGAGCAUCCACCCACCAUGGACCUCAGGGCACUCUCCUCCCUGCCCUCCAAGACCUCCUGGGUGGGAAAGACUCAAAGGGGCACUCGGGCCACUCAGGACCCCUCCGGCUGUGUCCGGGCUGGGGAGGGAUAUGAUGGAGAGCCAGCAGAUGGGGCUGUCAGCAGUGGGGGGCUUUUUAAAAGAAAACUAUUUUGAUGAAUAUAUUUAAAAACCUUUUUUAUUGUGGAGCAUAGGAAUUGCCCCAAUUCCUCCAGGCCUCAGCCUCCCUGCUUGAGCAGGGCAGGAGCAGAGCCACAACAUUUUUGGUGUAAAGGAGCCAUCUCUUCUCUGGCUGAGAGCCCCAGCCCACCUCCCCUUCCUUCUGUAUGUGGGGCUUGAGCCUGGUACACUCAGUGUGGAAGAGCCAGGGAGCUCUGGCCAGUGCCACUGAUGAGCAUUGAGGGGUGAGGUGUCCUCCGUCCUCCCUGGCUAAGGCCACAGUUGGGCGUUGUCUGGCUCCGUCUUCCCUGUUGGGGGCCGUAGGCUGGUGGAGACAAGUGGGACCUUGUCGUGACUUUUGCAGCAAGGGAAGCUCUAGGACCUCGGAAUUCACCGGGGAUUUGUGUGGGGGUGACCAGAGCUGUAGCAGCUUGGGGAACCUCCCACUAAGUGGGGCUGUACUCAGCCAAGAACAAAGACCAUCUAUAUAUAGUUGGGCCACAGGGGUUACUGCUGGCAGCGGUGAUUGAGGGCCGCUUGUGCAAGCUGAUCCUCUGCCCAGAAGUGGUGACACGUGCUGAAGGCCACUGCCACAUCACUUCCUUCCCCGAAAGCCGGAGAGCGUGUGUGUGUGUGUGUGUGUGUGUGUGUGUGUGCGUGCGUGGUAGAAGAACUAUGACAGAUGUGAGGCUUCUUCCUGUGGUCAGACAUUGUUCCCUUGAAGCUGCCAGGGGAUUCCCAGCCCAAGGAAUAUCCUCAUGUCAGCCUUGUCAUCCAUGAGUCCUGCCUGGGCCUGGCAACACAAGUGGUGAGGUGGGUGGGAAGAGGGUCAGGCCCAGGUAAGUAUGGGUUCUGAAAAGGGGUUCCAGGUAGGCCCCAGCUCUGGUCCUAGGAAUUUUGAAGGAAAUGGGAGGGCAAACGUGGUCCUUCUGUGCUGGGUUCCUAGGGAAUAUGGCCCUUCAAGUGCAGUAAGAACCAAGCAGGAUCUUAUCAUCCAUUCUGAAUAAAGCUCCGUGAGCUGGGUUGGAAAGCUGAA
Messenger RNA from Lagenorhynchus albirostris (white-beaked dolphin), 2272 nucleotides. It is a transcript of the gene RNF121, whose product is annotated as ring finger protein 121. The transcript is spliced from 10 exons. Gene Ontology annotation, cellular component: Golgi membrane; endoplasmic reticulum membrane. The record is from RefSeq and is a predicted model, not a curated record. Gene Ontology annotation, molecular function: ubiquitin protein ligase activity; metal ion binding. The coding region runs from base 105 to 1028 and encodes 307 amino acids. NCBI's taxonomy places the organism in Eukaryota, Metazoa, Chordata, Mammalia, Artiodactyla, Delphinidae.